AUGGAGUAUAUAUUUACAGUGACACUUUACAAGGAAAUGCCCCCAUUGUAUCAAUUUGAUGACUACGAUCAAUGCCUCCGAUUCAAUGGCGACAGCUCCUUCACUAAGGCGACGUACUGUGUCGUGUAUGCGGAAAUUGUAGCUAAUAAAUCUUCAACUCUUUGGAAUGAAAUUUCCAGGAUCUCUUUGGACAAUCUGCAUCACUUCAGGCAUGAUCACUUGUUUUUUGGAGUAUGCCUACAACGCUGUAAGAAACUACUGAAACCAUUCGCCAAAAUCCGUAUUAACGAGCUAUCACAAAAUGGGGACAUUCAGGAUAUUGAGCUUCUUAAUUACUACAUUAACGUACAUAAACGCGAAACUGACAAACGUGUUCAGCAUGGAAAAGUUUUUAGCAGCUGUCUAAAUUAUGAAUUUCAGAAAAGAUAUGGACUAAAAUUGCGUACAAGCGUUGAGUACUGCGAGGAAGCGCAAACACCAUUGAAACAUGAUGCAUUAGACAUCGUGAUUUAUACCAUCUUCGGGAUAAUAUCUUUGUUUACCAUUUUUUCAACCAUGUAUGAUUAUCGUUUGAAGACAAAACAACCUCUGAGUAAUCAGAAUAACGAGUUCUAUAAAAAUCAAUUUGCGAGCCCAGCUCAACAAGUUUUGCUCUCAUUCUCUAUUUGUCGAAAUUUCUAUCGCAUCACCGAUUCUACGAAAACACGCAGUCAAACUGUAGAGGAUCUUAAAUUCUUCGAUGGUCUACGUGUAAUAGGCGUAUUUUUGGUAUUAUUUGCACACUCUUUAAUACUGUAUAUGGCUCUACAAAUUGAGAAUCCGGAAUUUUUCGAAAAAUUUUUCUAUCGACCAGAAACGGACAUUAUUGAAAAUGGCGCUGCUAUAAUACAAAUAUUUUUUGUUAUGAGUGGAUUUUUAUUAUACGUUAACUUCAAUGAAAGAAAAUUGAUCAACACCAACACAACCAUACGCGAUUGCAUAAUUGUCUACUUCAAAAUUUUCUUCCAUAGAUAUUUGCGGCUUUUACCGUCUCUAAUUAUGUUGAUUCUUUUUAACUCAACCAUACUUGCACGAUUACAAAAUGGACCAUAUUGGAGGCAUUAUGUGGAAGCGGAACGGGUGUUUUGUCGCGAAUAUUGGUGGCAAAAUGUUUUUUUCGUUAAUAAUUACCUUCUUAGGGAGAGUUGCUCACACCAUACAUGGUAUCUCGCUGCUGAUAUGCAACUAUUCGAAUUAUUUUUGAUAGUUUUGAUCGUAAUAACCAAAUUCCCCCGACUACGCAUCGUCGCAUAUGCCAUCCUCUUCGUAUUGACUUUUUCUGUUACUGGUUUAAUUACAUACUUUCUAAAGCUCAAGCCUAUAUAUCAUACGACCCCGGAAAACUAUCGCUAUAUGUUUUUCCGAAAUGCUGAAACUUUUUAUCAGGCAUACACCCCGUUUUACACUAAUAUUGGAGGUUACUUUUUCAGCUUUAUAACUGCUGAGUUAUAUUUGAAGUUAAGGCAUAAAUCCGAACGAUACCGUGGAUUACUAAGUUACGAAAUCGGUUGGUGGCUCAUAUUUCCGAUUUCUUUUGGUUUACUCUUUGGCGCAGGAUUCUUGAUGUCGUUGGAAUUUGAGCAGCCUUCAGUUUGGGUAGCUUUAUUUGCAAGCCUAUAUCGGAAUAUAUGGGUUCUGAUUUGCUGUGGCGCAGUUUUAGGCAUGUGUCUAAAAUUGGGUUGGAUUGCAUAUGAAUUUUGCUGUCUUCCAAUUCUGCGCAUAUUUUCAAAAAUUUCAUAUCAGGCAUAUCUCUGGCACUUGGUCGUACUGAGGUUAACGGGCGGUUUCUAUAGGCAACCAAUUUAUAUUAAUCGCUUUUAUUUGAUCAGUCAGAUUAUAGUUGCAUUUUUUCUAACGCAACUUAUCGCUUUCGCUUUUGCGUUGUUUGUGGAGUAUCCGAUCGCAGAAAUAAUUAAAUGCAUACUACCAUAUUACAAAUCUGAGAGAAAACAAAGGAAAAGAGAUAUUUACACCUUGAAUUAG
Molecule: messenger RNA, 2022 nt
Organism: Rhagoletis pomonella (apple maggot)
Lineage: Eukaryota; Metazoa; Arthropoda; Insecta; Diptera; Tephritidae
Product: nose resistant to fluoxetine protein 6
Exons: 11
Coding region: 1-2022 (673 amino acids)
Molecular function (GO): acyltransferase activity, transferring groups other than amino-acyl groups
Source: RefSeq, a predicted model, not a curated record